Messenger RNA from Thunnus maccoyii (southern bluefin tuna), 1599 nucleotides. Its product is annotated as small ubiquitin-related modifier 3-like. The record is from RefSeq and is a predicted model, not a curated record. The transcript is spliced from 4 exons. Gene Ontology annotation, molecular function: protein tag activity; ubiquitin-like protein ligase binding. The coding region runs from base 95 to 382 and encodes 95 amino acids. Gene Ontology annotation, cellular component: nucleus. Gene Ontology annotation, biological process: protein sumoylation. NCBI's taxonomy places the organism in Eukaryota, Metazoa, Chordata, Actinopteri, Scombriformes, Scombridae.
GUGCGCGCUCCCGGUCCAAACGACAGAGCCGACGGGACAGAUAACCCGCGCAGUGUUAGCAGUCUGUCUCCACGUUAUUAAUAAAACCCGCAGGAUGUCCGAAGAAAAGCCAAAGGAAGGCGUGAAGACGGAGAACGACCACAUUAACCUCAAGGUAGCCGGUCAGGAUGGGUCGGUCGUACAGUUCAAAAUCAAAAGACACACUCCGCUCAGCAAACUCAUGAAGGCAUACUGCGAAAGACAGGGAUUGUCAAUCCGUCAGAUAAGGUUUAGGUUUGAUGGACAGCCAAUUAAUGAAACAGACACACCUGCACAGCUGGAGAUGGAGGAUGAAGACACUAUUGACGUAUUUCAACAACAGACGGGAGGAGCCUAUUCUUAAGUGGAAUGUGGACUUAACUCUCAGAAGAGCAUCCACACCAUAUUUUUUUUCAUGUUGUAAUUGUUUAUUGCUGUUUUUACUUAUUUCUUUUUUUUUCCCCCAUUCUGCUUGUCUCAACGUCAGGCUUUUCACAACAUAAAAAGACAGGAGCGUUUUUUCAUUGGGGGCCAAAUCUUAGCAUUGAGAUGCAGGGUCAUUAAAAAAAAAUAAACAAACAAACAAAACAGUUAUAUUCACAUAAAUAGAAAUCGUCCAAGGCAGGGACACUUCUCAAACUAGAUAUGGCUUGAAAUGGAAAAACUCAAUGUUCUUUUGAUGUCCUCCUGCAUGUCUCUAACAAUAAGCUGAACUACAUGCCAAAAUUCUUUUUAUUUUUUUUUUUAUUUUUAUGUUUUCCAGAUUGUUAUAAGCAUUUAAAUUCAGGAUAUGGGCUCAAAUAUUUUAAGUCAUGUACGUGAUAGGACUGCUUUUGGAGGAACAUUUCUGGAUGGGAAGGAGCGGUUAUUCUGUCCAUAAGUGGGAGAGAUUUAUUUCUCAUGUAACACUUUUUAAGUAGUUGUGUUUUUUUUUUUUUUUUUUUUUUUUUAGGAAUAUUCAAAAUAAUUUGAUGUAUCCAUGCCCAUUUUACCUUAAGCAUUUGCUAAGAAAAAUGCUUGUUUACCUCAGUACUGUUGCCCUCAAUGCAGAUUUAACUGAAUGGUAAAUAAAGUACAGUAAUGUUGCUGGACCAAAAAUGCUAAAUGAACAGUGUUCUUUUAAUAAAAUGGUUUGGUUAAUAUAUAAAAUGUAGAUGUAAAAGGCUGCUGGUUAACAGUGGUCUUUGUCAUCACACUACAGGAGAACCGUUCUCUUAGCAUGUCGAUUCAAUAGUUUCCCACCUUUUUAAAAUAUAAACACAUCACCUUUUUAUCAGUCCAGAAACAGUUUGUCUCAUCUAAAGUUAUAUUUCAGUCAGUGUAUCAAUAUUCAAUCGAUUCUGAAUUGCCAAUUUGAAUACAUUUGUCCAAAAUCUAACAAACAUUUUCAACACAUGCUCGGUUUGUUUUGACUCUUGUGUAUUGGUAGCAGUCUUGUUUUACAAGAAUGUCCACCUUCAUUUUUAAAAGUUGACAUGUGUUAGAUUUGGAGGGUGACAUUGUCAGGUAUUCCACAACUUUUUGAUUUGUACAUUAUUUGGUGUCCCUAUACUGUAUACAAUAAAUAUAGUUUGAUACUCA